AAACGACGUCGAUCCCCGUCCCCCACGAACCGACUCAGUGGACCCCCUUCGAGACCCUGGCCCCGGCAAUCAUAUGGCAGCAUGUGUCUGUCACGGGCAAUAGCGAUGGCAUGGCCCUAUAGUUUAUAUCAUUCAAAUAUGCAACCCUCACGCACGUAAAAGGCACUUUUCUCUCCUAGAAGCCUAUGAAGCGAGUCGCCUGGCUACGACGUCGCUUUGUGCUCGUCAAAGGCCGUAUCGACAACAUGUUCGUGCGACGGGACUCGGCUGUCGUGCUUGACGACCAGCAGGCGGCCGAUACAGUCGCACAGCAUCGUGCUGAGGCGGAGGCCAAGCUCGAGGGGAAGAUAAAACCGGUCGUCUUCCCAACCCGAGAUAAUGAUACAAUACCUAGAAGACGCAAUUCCCGCAGUGCGCGCGAAAGUCAUGGAGUUAGAGACUCAGCCAGGAACUCGCGGCAGUCAUUUGCCAGCCAGCAGUUCGCUAUGUCGGCAGUCACUGCUGGGUGUGGACAAGGACUAGGCUGGAGCAUGGCUGACGUCCGAGCCAGCCAGCCUGAAUUACUCGGUAUCGCCUCGAAUGAAAACACGUUCCCCGAGGAUGGGAGAGAUCACCACGGGCCGAGUCUCUUCGCGAGAGCGAAGAGGAAGAGCCGCUUUCGAUACAGCGUCCUUGACCCUUCUGCGGGGCUCGGGGAAAAUGCACACCACAACGACGACGAUAUAACCUAUUCUCAACAAGCGAAUUACAUCCGAGUCAUGAUGGAGUCGGGCAACUUCGACCUUCGACAAUUCGGGCUGAGUAAGAUGUCCAUCGACGACCCGCGCUUCCAAACCGCCCUGCAUGCCGCCCUGGAAAGUUUCCCACCGGGUAUGGCGGCAAACAUUAUCGAAGCUGCCCCGAUCCACCAAGAACGCGAAAUAGAAGAGGGCAAUCUAAGUCGUACGCUGUUGUCCAGCAGGAAAUCGAGGUUCAGCAUCGCAGUAGCAAGCAAAACAGCCUGGCACACGGCAAGUAACCGGUGGUCGAGAGUCAGUUUGAGGCGGGAUCCGGAUCUCAAACCGAAUGAGAAACCACGAUUUUCUAGGAAGGUUUGGUCGCGCAUCUCAUGGAGCAAGAAGGAUAUUGAUUAUAUGACCUACUGAUGUGCAUUGCGUAGUUUACGUCACGUUGGUCAUUUCCCCUGUCAUAUUUGGUUUAUCCUAGCGUCGCUUUUGUUAAUUUUGUUGAUUUUGUUGGAUUGAUAUCUCUAUACCAUUUUUCUUAUUUGCUGAAGAAUCAAGAACACGAGUAGUGUGAAAUAUCCUCUGGAUCCCCUAUCAACUCAUUCGUAAACUCCACAUUUCAAACACGACACAAGCUUGCGCGACCUUUAAUUAUGAAUGGCCAAAGACGCGGCCAGCCUUAUACUCGUCUCACGCAAUGUGCAAAAUUAUGCAUCGU
Messenger RNA from Truncatella angustata, 1443 nucleotides. RefSeq lists its product as uncharacterized. Lineage: Eukaryota; Fungi; Ascomycota; Sordariomycetes; Amphisphaeriales; Sporocadaceae. The transcript has a single exon. The coding region runs from base 186 to 1145 and encodes 319 amino acids. The record is from RefSeq and is a predicted model, not a curated record.